ACUCUUCUGCUCCCUGCCUCCUGUGCCAUGUGCCAAGUGCCGAUCGCAUCUAGAGAGAGCAGCGGGUGAGGGGAAUGGGCAGGCAAGGUCGGCCGCCGGAACAGCUGAGGAGGGAAGGCGCUGGGGGCCGCUGCUGCGCCUAGGUUUGGCCGCCUGCGCCAUGGAUGUGGGCGCCGCGCCCGGGGGAAAGAGGAUUGGCAACUUUUUUGGAGUGGUGGGGGAGAAGGAGAGGAGAGAGGCAUGGGAUGCGCCCGGCGGUGGAGCCGUGGAGUAACUGAAUUUUGCUGCAUUCCUAACUGAACUUGGCUGCUGCUGCUAAUUGAAUACUAUCUGCUGCUAACCGCUAUUGCUGAAAAUGAGAAGUGAGAGAUACGAGUCGAUGCUGAUGCUGACUUCUGGUAGUACUGUUGCAGAGAGGAAGAAAAGGUAGAUGCGCUGCUGCUGCUUGAUAUCGCUGAUUGUGGCGCUGCUUGAUAUCGCUGAGAGAUCAUUCUGGGGAGGUAGCGCGAGAGAAGGUACCACCAAGUCAGAAGAAACAUGCAUACCCUGUUUAACCUGUUGAGAUAGAGACAUCUCAUCGGAUGAAGUCUCAAAUUGUGCAUAAGAAGGCACCGCCAAGUUAGAAGAAACAAGCAUAUAUAUACCUCCAACACGGCGCACCAAAAUGCCAUGGAUCUUCAAUACCAGCAAGAAGCAAUGAAUUGACUGAGUUGAUUUUCCCUUCUGGUCGUAGUGUCCUGCCGGCUGCUCUAGCAUACCCAGAGGUCCUUGCGACCACUUAAGAGCUUCUCGAGAUGUUGAAGGGUAGAAGGUCAAAGAGAAGGAGGUGCCCUGCGUACAGACUAACCAAUGACCUUGUCGUUGAGAUCCUCUCUCGCCUCCCUGCCAGAUCGGUCUGUCGCUUCAAGUGUGUGUCCAGGACAUGGAGGGACCUCAUCUCACACUCCGUAAACCGUAAGAAGCUUGCCCAGACCCUGGCUGGCUUCUUCACUAUGCAUGACGACGAUACCGAUACCAUGCCAUGGUCAGUUCUCCAUUUCACUAAUGUCUCUGGCAGAGCCCCCCCGUUGAUCUCACCCUCGUUUGACUUCCUUCCAGUCCACACACGCGUCUUUCCCUUGAACAGCUGCAACGGCCUUAUCCUCUGUGCAUGUGAUCCUAUCGGGGAUAUGACAGAAUUCCAUGACUUCGUGUGCAAUCCUACAACAAAAGAGUGGGUUGCAUUGCCGGAUUCCAAACUUGGCCACAUGAGGCGGAUUAGAUUUCUGGGUUUCAAUCCCGCCGUGUCACCCCACUUCUAUGUAUUUGAAUUCUUUGUGGACUAUGAGCGUUUCCCUCCAUUGCUCAACCGAGUGGAGGUGUACUCCUCUGAAACUGGAGAACGAGUUCACAGUGAGGACAAUGAUGUUCUCCCUUUUGAUCGUACAUUGUCAAGAGGAUAUCGGUCUAUGCGGAUGAUGUGGUGAUUUUCAUAAAGCCGGAGCGCUCGGAGUUGUGGGCCGUGAAACAAAUUCUAGGCCUUUUUGGCGAGGCCUCGGGGUUGAAAGUCAACUAUAGGAAGACGUCGGCCACCCUGAUUCGUGGCACGCAGGAGGAUGAGGUGAGG
Lolium perenne is the source of this 1606-nucleotide messenger RNA. Its product is annotated as F-box protein At5g07610. NCBI's taxonomy places the organism in Eukaryota, Viridiplantae, Streptophyta, Magnoliopsida, Poales, Poaceae. Gene Ontology annotation, molecular function: protein binding. The record is from RefSeq and is a predicted model, not a curated record.